AUGAUUGAAAUCCCCACUUUGGAAGAGCUGGGCCAUUCGAGACAAGAGCUCAGGCAGCUAGAACAACAGUACGACCGCUUGUCGCUAUCAGAGAGUUUGAAACUAGAUAAUGGGGUUCCUCCUCAAGACUCUAUUCCUGAAGAAGGCGAGCUGCAAACUCCUGAACCUCCACAGACGAAUGGGUUCCACGAUGAGAGUACGCCGGACCUUGGUGUGCUACAAGAAGCACCAACUUUGAAAGAACGUUCAGAGAAUGACUACUCCGAACCAUCCAAUCUGCAUCAGAACUUUAACCCAGAGACUCCCAUUCCUUUAGGGCCUGCUUUCGAUUUUAACCUGCCCCAACUGGCCAUAGUAACUGCUCCUCAACUUGUGAAUAACCAGAUGUCCCCGCUUCCCUCAGAUCAAUAUUUUUCGAACCAGUACCAAAAACAAGUGGGCCAGAUCCCUUCCGAACAGACGAUUUACGAAAAUACAGAUGCAUUCAUGAUCCACCCAAGCACUCAGCUGCCUCAUGACGAAACAGAUCCAUCCAACGCUUCCUUAACGCUAUCAGACUACGCGGCAGAGGUGGAGAGCCAACCUCAAAUAAUGGAGCGUACGGUAUCUCAAAUGACUCCUGUUCGUCCUGCUAGAGACCGUUCUGCCCUGGCACUGGGACCACAUCCUCUACGAAAGAUGGUCGCAUCGUCUCCAGAGGACAUCAACGCUGAGGCUCACAUGGAGAGCGUCAGUGAUUUUGAAGCACUCGAUGAUUUUGACACUUCCGGACAAUUCAAUCGCUUACCGUCAUCUAAUUCUAUGGGGUUGUCCCAUUCACAGCUGCAGACGUUGCAAACGCCUCAACCACCUCAAGGACAUAAUUACGUUGAACCUUCUCCUCAACUUCCUCCUCCACUUUCAGCCAAGUCGCUGAAACUUGCAUUUUCCCAUAGAGACGAAUUUACUCAGAUGCGCCGAAUUAUGGCAACUGAACAGAAGACACCCGCAGAAUAUACUCUCCACAUAGUGUUUACACAGUUUGUUCGCCACGCCGAACGUAAGUUGAACCUAUGUCUUGAAUACCCACUACUGGAAGAACCACCCAUCCUUGAUUUAUUGGCACAAGGGUCUGACCCUAAUUUUGAUAAUAUCGUGUCUGCGCUUGGUUACAUUGCAAAGAGAAAGUCAAAACCAGUCAUCGAUUCCGUUAUGUUUUGGCGCAAAUCUAAAAGUGAGGUUGCCGCUAUGGCUGCAUCUGAAGUUGAAAAGAUUUACUCUGUUGCUCAAGGUGAUUUGGCAAGAAUUGCUUCCUCAGCUAGUAGUGCAAGCAAGUACUCACAACAAUCUGUGCUGCCCAAAUCUGCCAAGCCUCAAAGCAGAGGCAAGAGAAGCUUAUCUCUUAUGCAUACUAAAAGUCUAUCAAAGCUAACUCACAAAAGAAAUAAUUCUGCUUCUGUGGUGCCUACGACUGCUGGUGAUAGGAGACCUUCUCUUGAAGUACCAGGUACUGAAUCCCUGGAAUACGCUCGCCAGAGGAAAUACUAUGAUGAUCAAAUAUCCCAAGCUCGCGAUACAGCUAUCCAGGCCGAGCGGAAAUCUCUUGCAUCAAUCUAUAUUCUAUGCCGUGUUCUAAUUGAGGUUGUCAAACAAGCAUCAUAUGAGGCAGUCGGAGACGAUUUGGGAGGAAAGCUUGAAGAGAUUGUCUAUACUCAGUUGAGAACUACCGAUCCUGUAACUACCAGGGAGUCAUUCGUGAGGCUGGCUAAUUGGAAUUUAUUUGCCGAGCUUCUAGGAUAUAUGUCUGAGAAGCGCUUCUUGAGUGUGAGUGAUCGUUUUAUUGCGGACUUGGAAAAGGUACCAGCAUCUGUGAAACAGAUCGAUGAGCCCAAUAUCAGGUUACUUAUUCAUGGUAUGAAGCAUCUUCGACUCUCUAUUUAUCCGUUGGAGAAGUUUGAGGAGAGUGCUGAAUUUCUUCAGUCCAUCACUAAGUUUUUCUCCACAUCCCAGAAUCAUAGUAUCCUAAUUGCAUACGCCAAGGUUUUAAGCAAUCUUAUUUUACCAUUAGCGACCCUGCUUACGGCUGAAGCGAAUCAUCCACUUUGGGUUGAGACGACUACUAAGAUAUUCAAUAAGGCAUCCAUGGUGUCUAAUUACUCGUCAUUGAGAGCAAGUAAUGGUGCUCCACCUGCGGUUUCUUCGACUACGUCCAUGGAUGACUCUAUGACCAUCGACAAUGACUGGGGCGUCUCUGUUGAAUUAAUGACAUCAGCAUUAGUCGUUUCAUCAAAAGAGCUUUUCUCGAAUCACUGGUUUGAGAUCCUUGAAGCUAACGCAGCAAAACUUAAGCCUAAAGGGGAAAUCGCAGAUAAAACGAAGCUCAUGGUUUGCGCUUCAAGACUUCUAUGGGUGUACAUGAACCGACUUCCGGACACGCUUAACAAUACAAUCAAGCGUCUUGAUAGCUUUUUUGAGUUCCUCUUUUUCGGUCCUCAAGUCUCAGGUAAGAAGCAGUGGAUUGUGCUAGAUACGGGGUUGAUUAAUGCCUUGUCUGAAGUUAUUAGAAUUGUCGGAUUCCAUCAUUUCAACUACGUAUUGGACAAUGUCAUUUUGAAGCUUUUAAGAAGCAGUUUCAAUGGUCUGACCCUCGAGAACGCUUCACCCGAGAAGCUCAUCUUGGUGAUCGAAUCAUACAUGCUAUGCUUGAAAGAUUCAAAACUGGGCGAUAAACCAAAAUUUCCUACGGAUAAAGUCUUCCAGGAGGAAUUUGCAUUCCAGUUCUUCCCAACUGAUAACCUCAGAAAGAGCAACAAAAUUGGACUCUCACAGGAGCAGAGUACCGAACUUCGCAGAUGGAAUAAGUUCAUGUUUGACUUCAAGAAUAUCAAGAAUUUCGAAUCACACGAGGAUAUCUGUCGCACGAUCGCCGUUCUCUUUAAACUCCUUGACAACCGCUGUGGUAUGUCUGGUUGGACAAGCUCAGAGGGUCCUGCAACUUUGGGAAACAGCGUCAAAUCCUCCUUUUCGAAUUUUCCAUUUGGCUUGGACUUCUCUUACCAAAAUUCUAGAGACGUUUACAAAGACUUGUUCGCUGCGACUAUCAACGCCUGUCCUUGGUCUAUCAUUCCGCUUGCCAGCGAGAAGAGUGGUUCGGGUAUCGGUAUAACUUUCAAGGCCUGUGCUGAGAUUCUCAUAAGAAAUAGCAUUCACCAUAAUGUUCAGAUUGCCAACGCAUCUGUUAAUGCUCUUUUCAAGUUAGCAUCACGAAAGGGUGCAGGUGAACUUAUAGCGACCUUCGGUAAAGUCGCUUUUCGACUCACGGAGAAGCCUGGGCCUCAUUAUGACUCUGACUAUUUCAAUUCGGAGGAGUUUUUGAGGUUGUUGAGAAUUUACGUCGAAUUACUUAAAUGUUGGUCGAUGCAAUUUAGCCCAGAAUCCGACGAGUUUACACCCGACAAUGGUGACGGUAAUGAGCUUAUGAACAAUGAUGUUCUCAAUGACUUGUAUCAGAUUAACCAUAAGGCACCUGAUUUGACUAAUUUAGAGGCACCUGCUACCAAGUGGAAGCCUUCUGAGGAGCUCGAGUGGAAAAAUAUUGUGACGGUUAUCGAAGAAGUCGAGGGCAAUGGUCUCUUCUUCUUAUGUUCCCAAGACAGCCAAGUUCGUGCACUCUCUCUUUCGAUCUUAAGAGUUGUUGAACAGUUCGACCAGUCAUUAUACAAUCUUACGGACAGAAAGAAGGAACCUACACCUGGAUCGCACGGCUCUGGAUCUAUUAAGGGCCAUUCAAGAAAUUCUUCGAAAUAUGUGGCAGACGAAGGAACGAGAUUGAUCCAUGUUCUCGAGGAAGUUGAUCUAAUGACAUUGUUGAAGCCACUCAAGCGUGAUUUGAGUGUUCCAGAACGAACCAGACUUUCCAAGAUCAAAGCAAAGAAGGGAUUGCUUGCUAAAUUUGCAUCUUCAGACCAUGGUAUUGACAGUACCAUUUGGUUUAGAAUCUAUCCGAGGUUGUUGGACAUAUUCUUCGAAAGAUGCCCCAUGCCUGUGGCAAUGUGUCGCUCUAUUGUCUGUGUCAGGCUUGUGCAAAUGCACGAAUUGGUGUUAGAGUUCUCCGACAAUUUCAAGAACUAUACUUCUUCGCUCUUCACUCGCAGUUCCACCUCCACUCCGCCAGAGAUCCUCAUUAACCAAUGGAAACUUUACUUGAUAUUUGCGUGCUGUUCCUUGACGAGUACGAACGAUCAAAAGAUAUCAUUCCCCUCUCAGCCAACACAUGGUCAUAAGAAGCUGAUGACGAUGUACAUCCAGCAUCAAAAGAUCACAAGUGCUAAAUCUGUUUUCCGAAUGGUACUUCCUUUGCUCCAGUCUCUUCAACCUAUGAUCAGGGAAGCGGUGAUUGCUGGCUUGAGCUCGAUUAACAUCAAUAUUUUCAAAACAUUGGCAGAGAAUUUACCGGAGUCUAUGAAUGAUUGGAACCCUGAUAGUCGCAAAAGAGAUGCUGCCGAAGACCGCGUGAGGAUAGAGAUUGUUCAUAUUUUGAGCAUUAUCACAAGUCGAUUCAAGUCCAACAACCUUCUUUAUUAUGAUGAGAACACAGUUGCGAACUUAGUUUCCAUCAUUAAGAACGUUAAGGCAUUCUUGUCAGUCACUUUUGUCCAGACUCUGCCUGACUUUCAGCGUUUGAGAUGUUAUUUUGCCGCUCUUUUGGAGAAUGUUUUUGUCGGAUUGAAGGAGAAGCUGGAUCUCAACACCUGGCUUCCAUUUGAAGCUCGAAUCGGUUGUUUCAAUUAUUUGAAGGAGUGGUGUGGCUUUGGCGAUUCCAAGGAUGUUCUCGAAGAAAGAACUAACAUGAUGACACAGGCAGCACAGCUGUCCAAGGAACCAGCCACAGCUGUUGGGCUUCUUGAGAUUGACAUUAAAGCUCUUCAUAUCUCCGCCUUGAGCUGUAUGGCUACUAUAUGUUCAGGUGCUUUGAAACAGUCCCUUAUUGUUCCAGGAAAGACAGCAGUUCUUUCUUUCGAUAUCAAAAGUGUCAUGUCAUGGGUGCAUGAAAUCAUUAAUUCAGCCAACGAGAGAGUUCACGAUAUGGGUAAGACCGCUCUCAUGAACAUUAUGGACGUCAACAUUAAUAGUGACGACAUUUACGAGGAGGUAUUGAGGCAGUGUUAUAAUCCCGAAAAUUCCAUUAAAGUCAGGGAGGUUUACUACACAAACUUGGUAACUGCAUUCUUGAAGCAUAGAGACAUCGAGAAGAUGCCAUAUGAUUUAUUCUGUCUUUCGACUUUCUUAGUUGGAACCGACAGCUAUCAAACUCGUGUAUCAGCCAUUGAAUGUCUUAAGUCCAUUGAAAGCAGGUUUCUUAAUACGACCACUGCAGACUACUUCACUGAAAGUGUCUGUUGCACCACCAUGGUCGUUUACAAGAAGGUGCUUUUUGAAAUUUCAGUUAAGCUUGCUUCACUUCAUUCCAAGGAUUCAUUCACUUACAUCAGUUUCUUGACCAAAUACUUUAACCUUGUGGAUAAUCCGACUAGACGUGAUAUUUUGGCUUGCUUGCUUCCAUGGGUUCAGACGGUCGAGUUGAAAUAUAGGAACAGAGAAGAAGGCUCUACCGAGGUAUCGGAACCUCAAUCAUUGUCACAACCGUUCAACAACGAAAUCGACGCUCCUUCUCUUAUGGUGCUCAACAAUCUUUUCGAAAUUACAGUGAAAUUUAGCAAAAAGAUUUCCAAUGAAGUUGAAGCUUUAUGGGUGGCCUUGGGUACUAAGCAAAGCAAUUUCGAUAUUAUCGUUGAGUAUAUCAUGAGAAACUGUCUUGAGCGGAGGAAUUCUAGCUUCGUCUCCUACUCGAGACAAAUUAUUGCAUACUUGGUGUAUUCACAGCCUGAUUCAUCCGUCAUUAUCGGAAAGAUGAUUGGAAACUUACAGCCUAAAGCCAUGGUUCCACAUCCCUUAUCCCAAGCGGCUUCCAAGACUGCUGAUGUCGUCGAGGGUUUUCCUUAUACUGCAAAUUUAACUGAGUUGCUUUCCCACAAUACAAAAGAAUCGGCAUUUUCCCUCGGUCAGUUAUCGAUGGUGUUCUUGGUGGAUUUGUUUAGGUCGAACAACGAAAUGAUCAUUCCGCAUUUACCGUUGCUUUUACAUGUUUGCUUUUCAUUGCUUGACCAUUACUUUUACGUGGUACAAGAACAAGCCGCAUCCCUUCUUAUACAUUUGGUACACUCAAUAGCACCAAGCAGCCCGAAGUCAGCUCAGACCAUUGAUAUUUUGAGACAAAAGGAUCAUUUCAAGUAUCUCUGGGUUUACGAUGAUCUUAACAAUGAUAAGAAGGGAGGCAUAACCCCAAGGAACAUGGAUACACUUGUGAGAAAGAUCCUUGAGAUAUUUGCCCCCUCUGUUCCUAACUUACAAGCUGAUUGGAGCCGUGUAUCCUUGAAAUGGGCUACAACAUGUGCUGUGCGUCACAUAGCAUGUAGAUCAUUCCAGAUCUUUAGGUCACUUUUGUCCUUCCUUGACCAGACAAUGCUCAAAGACAUGUUACAUCGUCUUUCGAACACAAUUGCUGACGAGUCAGGCGAUAUCCAAGGUUUUGCCAUGCAAAUCUUAAUGACAUUAAAUGCCAUCACCGCGGAGCUAGAUUCUGAGAACUUGAUUGAUUUCCCACAGCUCUUCUGGUCCAGUGUUGCAUGCUUAUCGACCAUUCACGAGCAUGAGUUUAUCGAGACGAUUUCCACGAUGUCUAAGUUUGUUUCGAAGAUUGACCUUGAUGCUCCUGAUACCAUUUCAUGUCUCAUUUCGACGUUCCCACCGAAGUGGGAGGGUAAGUUUGAAGGUCUUCAGCAAAUUGUCAUGGUAGGUUUAAGGUCCUCAGUGGCUUGGGAACCAACAAUCAAAUUCUUGGAUAAGCUCAACCAUUUGAGUGAUAGUGAGAUCAUUGGUUCAGGCGAUCACCGUCUUUUCGUUGCAAUCAUUGCCAAUUUGCCGAGGUUCCUUCAUGCUCUUGAAGAACAAAAUGUUACACCUGAAGUGGAGAAAGCUUGCGAUCUUAUUGGAGAAAUGGCUGCGGUAUGCAACAAGCCAGCAUUGGCAAGAAUUCUUAAUUCGUUGGCCAAAUCGAGAUUCAGAUCUAAAAAGGACUUUUUGGUGCAAACCAUUUCGACCAUAAGAACGAGUUUCUUCCCCGAAUACGAAGCUCAAACCUUGGUACUUUUACUCAGUUUGCUUUCUAACGAGAUUUCAUGGGUCAAGCUUGAAACUUUGAACAUUUUGAAGCACACAUUCCCGCUUGUUGACUUACUGAAGGAUGAAUUUGUCGGAGUGGGAGCAGACCUUAUUUCUCCAUUAUUGAGAUUACUCUUGACAGAGUACGCAGAACCAGCACUUGAGGUACUCGACGAAGCUGUGGUUAUCUCAGGUUCGCAGCUUGACAAGGAUAUCUUGAGAAUGAGUUUAGGAAACUCAUCUAUGAAGAAAGAGUACGAGCAGACUGCAACAUUGUUUGGUAUACCAGAUGAAAGUGGUUGGGCCGUCCCAAUGCCGGCUGUCACUGCUGCUAGCACAAGGAACAAUAUUCACGCUGUUUUCGAAACAUGCAAUGAAAGCUCGACUGUCGAAGAGAAGCAUAAAGAUUUCGCCGAUGAGGAGAUUGAGUUUUUGAUGGAGGACUACUACGAACCGGAACCUGACCAGACUGACGCAGCUUCAACUGCAAAUGAAGUUCCCGGAGCUACUCUUAGUAAUAUGUGGGCAGCAUUGGACGAUUUUGAUUCCUUCUUCACCAAGGAUACAGAACAGAGGGCCCAGAUUGUAUCCAAUUUGGCCACCAAUGGACGGGGAUUCCCAGGGAAGGCAGCAGCAUACCACGCCCACUCUGCAUCCAUUGAUACUAAGGAGAGCAACAACAGCGACUUGGCUUCACCAAUCGAUUCCGCUCCUCAUGUCUACGACAAGAAGGCUCUUGUUAUCUUGAAUAGAAGUUUGGCAAGAACCCAAUCCAACACUUCCUUUAAGAGCAGUUUGGCAGAUAACUUUGGCAGCCCAGCCGCCUACGGUCCUCUGGAAAGUCCUGGAACAAGAAGAUCAUACAUUCCUUUCCGGAGUACAAGAGUACCUAAGAAGCAAGACUCCUUUACUACACCUAAAAUGAAUCCAGGCACCCCAUCGUUCGAACAGCCCGGCAUGAACAGCGCAAAGACACUAAAGGGCAGCCCCUCAUUGUCUCUUCAUCAUACAAAGACAGGAGGCUCUCAAGAAUCUCCCGUGGACGCUUCCAAGCUUGAAUCUUCUACGCGUCUAGACAAUCUUCUCGGAGGAGGCCGCAAAAGGAACAAAAAAGAAGAGAGCGUAAAUCUUCAGAAAGUCCGUUCUUCAUUACAAUAUGCCCCAAAGAAGCAACAAGGUCCAGAUAAGGCCAAACAGAAGGCCAAGCAAAAGGCCGCCGAAGAAAAAGGCUUCGGUAUGAAGAACAAGAACAAAUCCAAGAAGGUGCAGCAGCAGAUUAGUAUGAUGAAGAGUGGUGUUGAUGGUGGAUUGGCAAAGAAGAAGGAAGCCGAAGCCAAGAGAAAAGCCGAGGAGAAGAAAGCUGCCGAACAGGCCAAGAAGGAGGCUGCUGCAUUAUUUGGUGUCCAACAACAGAAAGUUCCAUUUGGAGUUGAUCCAAAGUCCAUCUUGUGUGAGUUUUUCAAGAAUGGUGUGUGUUCGAAGGGUAACAAGUGUAAGUUCUCCCACGACGUCAAUGUUGGCCGUAAGGAUGUUAAGAAAGAUUUGUACACGGAUGCUAGAGCAGAGAAGGAGGCAGACACAAUGGAUAACUGGGAUGAGGAGAAGUUACGAAAGGUCAUCUUGUCGAAGCAUGGUAAUCCAAAGACAAGUACCGAUAAAGUCUGCAAAUAUUUCAUUGACGCUGUGGAAAACGACAAGUACGGUUGGUUCUGGGUUUGUCCAAACGGUGGUACGGAAUGUAUGUAUAAGCAUGCCUUGCCUCCAGGAUUCGUCUUGAAGACCAAGGAACAGAAGAAGCUCGAGAAAUUGGCUAAGGAGUCCGAGCCAGAGAUCACAUUGGAGGAAUUUAUUGAUUUGGAGAGAGGAAAGAUGGACAGAUCUAAAUUCACGCCUAUCACUCUAGAUUCAUUCACCCAAUGGAAGAAGAAGCAGCUUGAAAAGAAAGCAGAGAAGAAUAAGGAACAGAACAAGAAGUUGCAGACAGGUAGAGAGAUCUUACAGAAGAAGUUCGCCGAUAAAUACUACACUGAAGAAGGCGGCGACGAGAACGAAAUGGAUUUGUCUUCCUUCAAGCUGGCCUUGCCUGAUGAGGAAAAGUUUAAAGAUUAUGGUGAUGGUACUAGCACCGACUUCAGCUAG
Candidozyma haemuli is the source of this 9339-nucleotide messenger RNA. RefSeq names its product Cas4p (gene CAS4). The record is from RefSeq and is a predicted model, not a curated record. Gene Ontology annotation, cellular component: site of polarized growth; cell cortex. The coding region runs from base 1 to 9339 and encodes 3112 amino acids. The transcript has 2 exons. Lineage: Eukaryota; Fungi; Ascomycota; Pichiomycetes; Serinales; Metschnikowiaceae. Gene Ontology annotation, molecular function: metal ion binding. Gene Ontology annotation, biological process: cell morphogenesis.